This is a messenger RNA of Aphis gossypii (cotton aphid), 921 nucleotides long. RefSeq names its product general transcription factor II-I repeat domain-containing protein 2A-like. Bases 1 to 921 code for a protein of 306 amino acids. The transcript has a single exon. NCBI's taxonomy places the organism in Eukaryota, Metazoa, Arthropoda, Insecta, Hemiptera, Aphididae. The record is from RefSeq and is a predicted model, not a curated record.
AUGAUUUCGUUAAAAGGAAGAACCAGAGGUCUUGAUAUUUUUAACAGUUUUAAGGAGAGGGUCACUUUGAUGAAAUUGCCACUUUUCAAAUUGGUGUCAAUAACUUCCGAUGGAGCAGUAGCAAUGACAGGACGCAAUAACGGGUUCAUUGCUUUAUGUAAAAAAUAUGAUGAUUUUCCUGACUUUCUGAGCUACCAUUGUAUUAUUCAUCAGCAAGUUUUAGCCAGCAAGAGGCUCAAUACAAAAGACGUGAUGGAUACGACCUUCAAAAUAGUAAAUUCUAUCCAAGGAAAACCUCUUCAAAGACGUCUAUUUAAAAUGCAAAAUGAAAACAAGGAAGUAGAUUUAAUUUUGCACACGGAUGUAGGAUGGCUAAGUAGAAGUAGAUUUCUUCAAAGAUUUCGUGAUUUAUUGGAUGAUAUUGUUCAAUUUUUGGAAGAUAGAGGUGAUAGUUUUCCUCAAAUUCGUGAUGUUAAUUGGCUUUGUGAUUUAGCGUUUUUAGCAGAUUUCACUGGACAUUUAAGUGAUUUAAAUUUGAAGUUACAAGGAAAAAACAUAAUAAUCAUUGAUUUAAUAAGCUGUAUUUCGGCAUUCAAGGCAAAUGCAUUGAUUCUUAUUAGAGAUCUUGAGAAAAAAAAUGUACAACGAUUUUCAAACUUAGAAGACCAUACUCGAAAAUAUCCCAACGUUGUUUUCGAUUCGAAAAAUUAUGUGAUAAAAAUCAAAGCCGUUAUUGAUGAUUUUGAUGUAAGAUUCAAUGAUUUCAAAAAACCUGAAGAUGUGAUCCCAUUUAUCAGUUUUCCAUUUAAAGAGGACUUAAAUACCCAGAUGACUGCAAAAAAAGCAGCACAGUUGUUUCAAAUUGACGAAGUAUCUUGUAACGUCACAGCAUUUUUUGCAGUAAUAUUAUCAAUGUCAUAA